CACUCUCCCCCCCUGCACUACACACCUGAGAGAACACCGGAGGCCAAACCAACAUGCUCGCGGCCGCAUCCUCUUGCCACUCGGUGCUCCCUACCAUGCGGCGCAUGAUGUCCGCACCUGGCGUUUGGCCAGUAUCGCAGGCCUCGCGUGCGGCCCUGCGCAAGUCGAGGACGUUUGCGACCAUCUCCGAGGACGCCUUCCGCAUCCCCAUCAUCGACUUCAGCAAGUAUCGCGACGCGGCCACGGCGGCGGAGAAGGAGCGGACCGCGGAGGAGGUCGUGCGCGGGUUCACGGACGUCGGGUUUGUAUACCUCAGCAACCACGGCAUCCCCCAAGAGACCGUCCAGCAGGCGUUCCAGAAGAGCGCGGAGUUCUUCAAGCUGCCCAUCGAGAAGAAGAGCGAGCUCGCGUGGCGCGACCCCCGUGCGAACCGCGGGUUCGUCCAGGUCGGGCGGGAGCGCGUGACGCAGUCCGCGGACGCGGACGAGAUCAAGCAGCUGCGCGAGAAGGCGCCGGACUACAAGGAGUCGAUGGAGAUCGGGCGGGACUGGGACACGACGUACAAGAACUACUGGCCGCGGGAGGAGGACGCGCCGGGGUUCAGGCGGGCGAUGCUCGGCUUCUUCCAGACUUGUCAUGAGCUGCACGUGUCGGUGAUGCGCGCGAUCGCGGUCGGGCUGCGCCUGGACGAGGCGUUCUUCGACGACAAGAUUAACGAGCAGUAUCACAACUUGCGGCUGCUGUCGUACCCCCCUAUCAAGACGCAGCUCCUGCACGGGGAGGGCCAGGCGCGGGCGGGCGCGCACUCGGACUAUGGCACCUUGACGCUCCUGUUCCAGGACUCGGUUGGCGGUCUUGAAGUGCAGAAUCCACAUACUGGACAGUUCCAGCCCGCUACUCCUAUCCCCGGGACCAUUGUGAUCAACGCGGGAGACUUGCUGGCGCGUUGGAGCAACGACGUGCUGCGGUCGACGCUGCACCGGGUGGUCGCGCCUCCUGCGAAGGCGAUCAGCGACACGGAGGGUAUCACGCCCGCUCGGCAGUCGAUCGCGUUCUUCUGCAAUCCCAACCAGGGUGCGGAGAUCUCGUGUCUGCCCACUUGUCUGACGGGGAACGGACAGGCAAAGUACCCGCCUGUGACGACUGAGGAGUAUAUCGUGGGCAGGCUGAAGGCGACGUAUGUGUAGGGAAGCGUCUGUCUGCGCGGCGUGUAGAUCUUGUAUCUCGGGAUUUCCGAUUUGUUUAAAUAUCAGCUGCCUUGGCAUU
Molecule: messenger RNA, 1266 nt
Organism: Dichomitus squalens LYAD-421 SS1
Lineage: Eukaryota; Fungi; Basidiomycota; Agaricomycetes; Polyporales; Polyporaceae
Product: Clavaminate synthase-like protein
Exons: 5
Coding region: 54-1187 (377 amino acids)
Molecular function (GO): dioxygenase activity
Source: RefSeq, a predicted model, not a curated record